AUGAUCGCGUGGUGUGCUAUUGUUUCUGUUCUUGCCAUUCCGACUCCUGUGAGUCCGGCAUUUCCGGGUCCUGCGGCUCCGGAGCUCUAUUGCAGAGGGGAUGACACUGGGCCCAAUCUUCUUCCACAAGACCGAAAGGCUCUGGAUGCAGCUGUAAAAACAAAAUUCCCAACUGUG
Messenger RNA from Cylicostephanus goldi, 177 nucleotides. The record is from the annotation of a GenBank genome assembly. NCBI's taxonomy places the organism in Eukaryota, Metazoa, Nematoda, Chromadorea, Rhabditida, Strongylidae.